Molecule: messenger RNA, 1576 nt
Organism: Agrilus planipennis (emerald ash borer)
Lineage: Eukaryota; Metazoa; Arthropoda; Insecta; Coleoptera; Buprestidae
Product: isocitrate dehydrogenase [NAD] subunit gamma, mitochondrial
Exons: 9
Coding region: 83-1297 (404 amino acids)
Biological process (GO): tricarboxylic acid cycle; isocitrate metabolic process
Cellular component (GO): mitochondrion
Source: RefSeq, a predicted model, not a curated record
AUUAUUAAUUAUAAUAACUUUUAAUUUAAGGAAUUAUCUGUUUAUUCUAGCUUUCUGAGUUUUUUAAUUGAAGACUUAAAUUAUGGCCGGAAGAAUUCUCAAUAGGAAUUGUCUCAAGAUUAAACUUAAAGAUUUAGCCCUUUUAAGUGCAUCAGGAUGUAAAAUAACAAUAAGAAAGCAAUCUGCUUUAGCUGCUGUUCCCUUAUCAGACUUUGAAAUACAACACAAAACACCUUUGGUGAAGAAAACAAGUCCAAUACCUGUUGCUCAGUAUGGAGGUCGUCACCAGGUCACCAUGUUGCCUGGAAGUGGUAUUGGACCUGAGUUAAUGAAUUAUGUUCAAGAGGUUUUCAAGUAUUCAGGUGCUCCAGUUGAUUUUCAAGUAGUUGAUAUUGAUCCAAAGUCUGAUCAAGCGAAUGAACUUGAAGAUGCCAUUAUUUCUAUCAAGAGAAAUGGAGUUGGAAUUAAAGGAAAUAUUGAGACUCGCAGUGAAAGUACAGGAGUGAGGUCUAGAAACGUUGCUAUAAGAAAUGAAUUAGAUCUGUUUGUAAAUGUUUUGCAUUGCCAGUCUUAUCCGGGGGUUCCCGCGAAGCAAAAGGAUAUUGAUAUCAUGGUUAUUCGUCAAAAUACAGAGGGUGAAUAUGCCAUGCUAGAACAUGAGAGUGUUUCUGGAGUGGUAGAAAGUAUGAAAGUUGUUACACAAGAAAACUCAGAACGAGUAGCCCGUUGGGCAUUUGAAUUUGCCAAGAAAAAUGACAGAAAGAAGGUGACAACCAUUCACAAGGCAAAUAUUAUGAAAUUAUCUGACGGCCUUUUUUUGGAAAUAAAUCGUAAAAUCGCUAAAGAAUAUCCUGAGAUUGAACACAAUGAUAUGAUCAUUGACAACUGUUGUAUGCAACUUGUUUCAAAGCCCCAUCAAUUUGAUGUCAUGAUUAUGACAAAUUUAUAUGGUACAAUCGUUUCCAAUGUAGUUUGUGGUCUUGUGGGGGGAGCUGGUUUAUUAUCUGGAAGAAAUUAUGGUGAUCACUAUGCAAUUUUUGAACCUGGUACCCGAAAUACUGGAACAGCAAUUGCUGGAAAAAAUAUUGCAAAUCCUGUCGCAAUGUUAAACGCUUCUGUUGAUAUGUUGGAACACCUGGGACACAAAGCUCAUGCAAACCUUAUUAAGAGUGCAAUCCGUAAGACCAUAUGUGAAGAUAAAGUUCAUACUCCAGAUCUUGGAGGUACCAACAAAAGCACUGAAGUUGUGCAGAGAAUAAUCGACCACAUUCUGGAGGCCGAUGUCAGAGUUUGGUAAUAAAAAAUCAUAAAUUAUUUAGUGUGAAAAAACCUACCAGACAGCUGCUUGUUUUUGCACUAACAUGUGAUGUGGCCCCCUUUUCAAAAAACUACCAAAAAAACUGUAACUAGACUUCUUGCUUUGCAAUUUGUAAUAUACUAUUACUGAUGGUAAUGACAAUGGUAAUGGUAACAGUGUCUGAUAUUCUUGUCUUUUGUGACAUACCUGGGUUUUUUUCCUUACCAUUAUUGUUUUUAUUUUUUCUGCUAAUUUUUCCUUAACGGUAUUACUUAUCGG